AUGAAUCAAAGGCAGAUUUUGGCUAACUUUCUUAGGAAUUGUUCGAAGAGAAAGUUACUCGAUAAAGGGUUUCAGGCUCACGCGGCGUUGAUGAAGAUGGGAUUUGGGUCUGACUUAAUGCUGAGCAAUGAUCUCAUAGAUAUGUACGGAAAAUGUAGUAGAACUGGUUUGGCCUAUAAAGUGUUUGAGAAAAUGUCUGAAAGAAAUGAAGUGUCUUGGACUUCUCUAAUGUGUGUUUACUUACAAAAUGGAAAUGCCCAGAAAUGUUUAUCUGUCUUUAAUCAAAUGUUGGGAGUUUCGAAUUCUAAACCGAACGAGUUCACUUUCUCGACGAGUCUUAAGGCGUCGGGGAUUUUGGGUGUUGCUGAGUAUGGUAUGCAGAUUCAUGAGUUGUGUGUCAAAUCUGGUUUUGAUUUGGCUAUUGUGGUGGGGAAUUCUGUAAUGGAUAUGUAUGCUAAAUGUGGAAGAGUUAAAGAUGCAGCGAAGGUGUUUGAUGAAAUGCCUUUUCGGAAUCUUAUAACAUGGAAUGCAAUGAUUAGUGGCUACACACUUGAAGGGAAUGGUGAAAAGGCUUUGGUUUUGUUUAGGGAAAUGCAGGAGAGUGAAGUUCCUGAUGAGCAUACCUAUACUAGUACACUUAAGGCUUGUAGUGGUCUUGGGGCAAUUCAGCAAGGAAAUCAAAUUCAUGGUAGCUUAAUCACAAGAGGUUUAACUUUCCCAUGUCAAAUUCAGGCCACCAUUGCUGGUGCUUUAGUUGAUCUCUAUGUAAAAUGUGGACGAUUAUUCGAUGCUCGGAAAGUGUUUGAGCAAAUUGAAGAGAAGAACAUUAUAUCAUGGAGUUCAUUGAUUCUUGGUUAUGCUCAAGAAGGAAAUGUAGAAGAGGCAAUGGAGUUGUUUAGGCAGUUAAGAGGAAGCAUAAACCAUGAAAUAGAUGGAUUUGUUCUCUCAAGUCUUAUGGGAGUUUUCGCUGAUUUUGCACUUGUGGAACAAGGCAAGCAAAUCCAUGCUCUUGCUACUAAAAUCCCAUCUGGUUUAGACGUAUCAGUAGCCAAUUCGAUUCUAGAUAUGUAUCUCAAGUGUGGUUCUAUAGAUGAAUCAAAAAGAUUUUUCGAUGAAAUGGUUACGAAGAAUGUUGUUUCGUGGACUGUUAUGAUCACAGGCUUCGGAAAACAUGGUCUUGGAAUGGAAGCAGUAAGUUUGUUCAACAAAAUGCAACUCGAAAAUGUAGAGCCUGAUGGGGUAGCUUACUUGGCUGUGCUCUCAGCUUGCAGCCACUCGGGACUUAUCGAACAAGGCCAAGAGUUAUUUUCAAGAAUGCGUCGUGACAGAAGAGUUAAACCAAGAGUAGAGCAUUAUGCUUGCAUAGUUGAUCUCCUUGGCCGGGCUGGACAAUUGAAAGAAGCGAAGAAUCUCAUCGAGAACAUGCCUUUAAAACCAAACACAGGGAUAUGGCAAACAUUGCUUAGUACUUGCAGAGUUCAUGGAGAUGUGGAGUUAGGUAGAGAGGUUGGUGAGAUACUAAUGAGAUUGGAUGGUGAUAACACAGUCAACUAUGUUAUGUUAUCGAACAUCUUAGCCGACGCAGGCUGCUGGAAAGAAUGUGAGAGAUUAAGACAAGUGGUGAAGAGAAAGGGAUUGAAGAAAGAGGCGGGGCGUAGUUGGGUGGAGAUCGAAAAAGAGGUUCACUUUUUCUACAAUGGAGAUGAUUCUCACCCACUUAUAGAACAGAUUCAUGAAGCUUUGAAGGAAAUGGAGAAGAGAAUGAGAGCUGAAAUGGGAUACAUCCCCGGAUUGAGAUUUGCAUUACAUGAUGUAGAAGACGAGUCUAAGGAAGAGAGCUUGCGAAUGCACAGCGAGAAGCUGGCAAUCGGGUUAGCAUUGGUUCGUGGUGGAUUGGAAGAGGAUGAGGAUGAGAAGAAGAAGAAGAAAACGAUUCGAAUUUUCAAGAACUUGAGAGUAUGUGGGGAUUGUCAUGUGUUCAUUAAGGGGUUGUCAAAGGUUUUGAAGGUGGUGUUUUUGGUAAGAGAUGCAAAUAGGUUUCACAAGUUUGAAGAUGGCAUUUGCUCUUGUGGAGAUUAUUGGUGAUAAUAUCACACUUCAAUACACAAUAUAUAGGACAAAGACUAUAGUAGGGACACUAUUUUUGUUGGUACAAUUUUUCUAUAUCACAAUCUACAUUAUAGUUAUAAUACACAUUUGAUCUGUUUUGAAAAUUCUUUCAUACCAUUUUUUGGAUUCUUCCCAUUUUUUACAUGUCUUCAUAUUUACAUAUUUGGUAGGUUUUAUUACCAAUUUUGCAAGCAAUACCAUUAAAUCUACUUGUAAA
Cannabis sativa is the source of this 2326-nucleotide messenger RNA. Its product is annotated as putative pentatricopeptide repeat-containing protein At3g15130. NCBI's taxonomy places the organism in Eukaryota, Viridiplantae, Streptophyta, Magnoliopsida, Rosales, Cannabaceae. Bases 1 to 2085 code for a protein of 694 amino acids. Gene Ontology annotation, biological process: RNA modification. The record is from RefSeq and is a predicted model, not a curated record. Gene Ontology annotation, molecular function: zinc ion binding; RNA binding; protein binding. The transcript has a single exon.